AUGGGUUUUGGAGCAAAGUGGGUUGCUCUAAUUAUGUAUCGUGUGAAAUCAAUUUUAUUUUCCAUAUUGGUGAAUGGGGAACCUAAGGGGCCAGUUUUUCCUAGUAGAGGUAUAAGGCAAGGGGAUCCCAUUUCCCCUUACCUUAUCUUACUUUGCACUGAGGGCCUGAUAUCACUGUUACAACAAGCUGAUGUGCAAGAUGCAAUGGAAGGAAUCCGAAUCUGUAGAGGGGCUCCAAAGUUUAACCACUUAAUAGCACAGCGGAACUGGAUAGUUUCUGAGCUUAUUGAUGAUCACACAAAUAUGUGGGAUAUGAAAAAGAUCUCUCGACUCCUACCCCCAAGAGUAGCUUAUGAGGUCUUCAAACUACCACUUCCUGCUAAUAACAGACCUAAUACUAUAGUGUGGGAACUUGAGAAGCAUGGUUUGUUUACCGUUCGAAGUGCUUACAGAUUGUUCCUAGCAUCUAAAGAAGAGAGGCAGCUGGGGGAGGCAAAGAAGGUACUGACAGAUGCAAUGUGCAAAAGGUGUAACAUGGAGGAGGAGGUUAUCAACUAUGCCUUGCUUUAUUGUCCUAGACUCCAAGAUGUCUUGUUAUCUCAACUACACUUUUUGAAGGAAAAUGCAUUGCAGACAGAUUUCAUUCAUGUUGUGGAUCAAGUAAUUCGAAGGAACAAUUAUGGAGAAAUGGAAAAGCUAUUCUUAUGUGCUUGGGGAAUUUGGUACAGCAGGAACCAACUAAUAUAUGAGAAUAAGAGGAUAGAUCCAACACAAGCAAUAGAUAAUGCUCUAUCAAUUGCAAAAGAGUAUGAGUGUGCUAUAGAAGAGCAGAACAAAGGUCUUAAACCUUACUGUGGUUGGUUUCCUCCACCUGUUGGCCACCUAAAAUUGAAUGUUGAUGGAGCAUUAUUUCAUGAGCAAAGUAGAUCUGGUGUGGGAAUGAUCCUCCGAGAUGAAACUGGUAAGGUGAUCUUCUCUGCUAGUAAACUUGAGCAUGAGAGCAUUGAUCCUAUGGAAGUGGAACUUGUGGCUUUGCUAAGGGGCCUACAAUUAUGUCUGCUGCUGGGAAUUCAUGAUCUUGAAGUGGAAAGUGAUGCUUUGUUGGUUGUACAAGAGCUUACAAAAGAAGAGGAGUCAAUGUCUAUUUGGGAAAAUCUGGUUUUUGAGAUUAGAAAUCUAUUAGAAAGGUUUCCAAAAGUUGUAGUAUAG
Messenger RNA from Juglans regia (Persian walnut), 1209 nucleotides. RefSeq lists its product as uncharacterized. The record is from RefSeq and is a predicted model, not a curated record. Gene Ontology annotation, molecular function: RNA-DNA hybrid ribonuclease activity; nucleic acid binding. The transcript is spliced from 3 exons. Bases 1 to 1209 code for a protein of 402 amino acids. Lineage: Eukaryota; Viridiplantae; Streptophyta; Magnoliopsida; Fagales; Juglandaceae.